AUGAGCAGUGAGCGUUUGCGAGCGAUCCCAAUCGGCCGCUUGCGUUCGCCAGGCAGAGACACCGCGCCGCACCGUGCCACACCGCGCCGCGCCACACCGCGCCGCUCCGCGCCACACCGCGCCGCCCCGCGCCACACCACACCGCGCCGCCCCGCGCCGCGCGCAACGUCGGUCCGGUUGAGGCCCGCUGCUGCACUCGCACUCAUUGCGGCAGUGCGCGUCUCGGCGGCAGCAGCGCGAGGCGCUGAUCGGCCUCGCCGACGGGCGACGGACGCCGCCAGUGCUCGCCGCGGGAACAAUGUGAACAAUUCUCAUCUACGCAAAUUGUGGAAAAACCAAAACGCCAUUAACUUGAAGAACCAAAUUGCAAACAAAUUUUAUUCAUGGCUGACCCAAAAACGAGUGUAUGUGGUGCACAAUGACAACAAAUAUUUAUUAUUAACUCUGGCGAGAAAGUCCAUGAGCAGAUCUAAAAUCGGGAGUAGUGGAAAAGCUGGUUUAGUGGCAUCUCAUUUAGCAAUGUACGACGAAGUAGGAGGCAAAGGAAAGAAAAUCCUUUGCCAACACCGAAGAGAAGAAUCUGCCGUCCCGGCCCCCGCCCGCGCCCACGCCCCCAGCGACCAUGCCCGAGCACGCGACCAGAAACGGGUAACAUGCCAGGCUUCCUCGCAGAGGGGGGUUCAACUCGCUGAAUACAAUGCAGAAGACCAGUCAUUUGAUCACCCCCAUUCCCCAGACCCAUCGUCUUCUAACUCUUGCCCCCCAUUCCCCAUCACACAAUCAGUCUUUCUCCCAUCGGAAAGCGCAGGUCAGACCUUCACAAAUCCACCGCAAUUCAUCCUCCCGGACCGUUACCCAGACCAUCCCUCUCCCCCACCAGAAAGUCACAAUCAUGACAUCCCUUACCCACACCCUCAUCCUGAAUUUCGUCAUACUCCAGACAUCCCUCUCCCAGUCUCUCCCCUCCCUCCCAGUCCUCCUUGUCCACAAGUGGGCCAUACUCAAGACAUCCCUCCCCCAGACUAUCCCCAGACUAUCCCCUCUCAUCCACAAGUUUGCCCUGCCAACCCAUUGACUCUUCACUCACCGAUCACUCACCCAUUACACACACUUCCUCCGCCAGGUGUAUGCCAAUUUCACCACACCUGCCUCGGAUUUCCUCAUCCUCAAUGGCUGGAUCUGGUGGUUAGUCCAAUAAUGUUAGUUUCGGCCAGUGAAGAUAGAUUUACUUUGAAAGAUUUUGUGCUUAAGAUUGAUAGUGGUGUAAAUAAUAAUGAAUACAGUGGAGAAUUGAAUAAAUUGAAUUUGAGAAUUCUGUUCCGUUGGCUAGUUGGAAGAUUUGGAAUCCCCAUUCUUGAGCCUCUGCGACGAGAAAGAACUGAGCUUGUGCGAACGGCUGUGAAUCGACAAGUCAUUGUGGACAGACGCGAGAGCUAUAAAUUAUUAGUAAGGUGCAAGGACGAGUGCGACGAGAAGACAGAAGACAAGAGUGGCCGUGCAUUCCACUGGCGGGGGAAAAGAGAAGAAAACGGAAGACGAGAGCAGGCGUUGGGAGCGGUUGGAGGUCGCCGCGCUCGGCGGAAGCGACGUGGAGGGCAGUGGAGGGGAAGCAGCGCGGCCCGAGCGCAUUGCCGUGUAUUUAGGCCAGGCUGCGGAGCGACGGCGGGAGGUCGGCCAAGGCCGAAUGCGGCGUACCGCGGACUGCGGAGAUCAGCUGCAGCCGAGAUAACAAAAUCGUAA
Molecule: messenger RNA, 1740 nt
Organism: Gryllus bimaculatus (two-spotted cricket)
Lineage: Eukaryota; Metazoa; Arthropoda; Insecta; Orthoptera; Gryllidae
Source: the annotation of a GenBank genome assembly